Gigantopelta aegis is the source of this 716-nucleotide messenger RNA. Its product is annotated as tripartite motif-containing protein 59-like. Gene Ontology annotation, cellular component: site of double-strand break; nucleus. The record is from RefSeq and is a predicted model, not a curated record. NCBI's taxonomy places the organism in Eukaryota, Metazoa, Mollusca, Gastropoda, Neomphalida, Peltospiridae. Gene Ontology annotation, biological process: double-strand break repair. The transcript is spliced from 2 exons. The annotation marks the transcript as partial. Gene Ontology annotation, molecular function: nucleosome binding; ubiquitin-protein transferase activity.
ACAUGGCCACAGCAUCCUCCAUAGACGACCAAAUCUCCUGCAGCCUCUGUUUGGAGAUCUUCAUUGAUCCGCGCGUACUUCCGUGCGGACACACAUUUUGUUUGACGUGUCUCCAAAAUCACAUCGACGCCAACAACACAGAUGAUACUUUCGAGUGUCCAAACUGCAGGGACAUGGUCGGUGAUGACUCAAGACCGACAGCUCAACAAGACCCAAGUAGACUGGUAAUUGAAUCUUCCUGUGAAAUGAUAAAGAAGUUCAGUCUUUCUAUAGAACACCAGAUGAUGUCAGACAUUGAGAGACUACAGCGAAGCGUCGACGUCAGCGCGACACAGACUGCGGCUCAGAUGCAAACACAAGGAGAUGAACUGAUUGCGGAGUUCACAACAGCAGUCCGCACUGAACUGGAAAAGAGGAAUUCAGAACUGGAAAAAUGUCGUCAGUCUGUUAACAACGAAAUAGUUGAAUUGUUCACUGAUGCUAACAGACUGAUAGAGGAAAGUAAAGAAUGUAUGAAAUUGGGAGAAAUUCUCCUCAGAUCUGCGUCACUUUCUGAUAUGAAAAGACAUGUUUCCAAAUUUUCAAAAAUGCAAACGAUAACAACUGAUUAUUUAGCCACACAGCAUCCUGAAUUUCCUAAUUUGGCAAUAACUUUAGUUGAGCCUGAGAAAACAGGAAACAAAACGUUUUCUGUGGAGAUUGGGAAAAUUUUGUGA